This is a messenger RNA of Arvicanthis niloticus (Nile rat), 4603 nucleotides long. RefSeq names its product PNMA family member 2 (gene Pnma2). The record is from RefSeq and is a predicted model, not a curated record. NCBI's taxonomy places the organism in Eukaryota, Metazoa, Chordata, Mammalia, Rodentia, Muridae.
AGAAGGAGGAGACAGAGAAGGGAGGGUACGAGGGAGUGGGGGGCGCCAGGAGCCCUCGCUCCGGAAGUGAAGCAGCCACUCCACCGGCUAAUGGACGCGCAGCAGCCGCCCGACAGACCGCUCUCAGCGCCAGGGACAGCUUGGCUUGGCUGAAGACAUAUACAUUCUGUUGUACAGAGGCACGUGAUGUCUUCCUGAUCCGGAAGCUGAGCAGUUGGAUCCUUGACUCUUGAAGAACAUUCUGGAACACAUAAACAGAAGUCCUUGCCAUCUUGCUGUGUGACUCCCCAGAGUGGGGUGCUAGAGUGGAAGCCACCUCCCCACUGACUAGAGAGAGGCGAAGUGACAGAAACCAGGAGAUGGUGGGAAAAGCAGUUGUUCCAGGUGCCUCCCAGUGACAAGAGUCAGCACCACGAAGCUACAACCGGCCCUCAGAAACAGCAGCAAAUCCACUGCAGAGUAACAACCUACCUACGCUGCGGGGACCCAUCAACCUUGCUGUGGGCCUGAAGACAAACAGGGAGUGUCUGGUUCUUGCUACUGGGUGAAGAGACAAGGCAUUUGGUCCACAAGGCUUUCAGUUGCUUGGAAACCAAGUGAAAAGCAUAUCCUGGGACAAUGGCAGUGGCCUUGCUGGAGGAGUGGUGCAAGAUCAUGGGUGUAGAUGUCCAGAAGUCACUGUUGGUGAUUGGCAUUCCGGUGGACUGUGGUGAGCCUGAGAUCCAGACAGUCCUCCAGGAGGCGCUGAAGUGUGUCGGCAGCUACCGGCUACUAGGCAAGAUAUUCCAGAAGCAAGACAACACCAGUGCUGUCUUACUAGAACUUAUGGAGGACACAGAUAUGUCUGUGGUCCCCAGUGAGGUACAGGGAAAGGGGGGUGUCUGGAAAGUGAUCUUCAAGACCCCUAAUCAGGACACUGAAUUUCUCCAAAGACUGAACCUCUUUCUAGAAAAAGAGGGGCAGACAGUUGCAGGGAUGUUCCGAGCCCUCAAGCAUGAGGGAGUGUCUCCAGCUACCACACCCUGCACAUCCCCUGAGUUAUUGGCCCACUUGGUGGGGCAGGCAAUGGUUCAUGCCCAGAGGCCUCUGUUGCCUGUGAGGUACUGUAAGUUGAGAGUAUUCUCUGGGAGCACAGUAGCUGCCUCAGAGGAGGAGCCCUUUGAGGUCUGGUUGGAACAGGCCACUGAGAUAGCCAAAGAGUGGCCCAUCUCUGAGGCAGAAAAGAAAAGGUGGGUGACUGAGAGCCUCCGUGGCCCUGCCCUGGACCUCAUGCACAUAGUACAGGCAGACAACCCUUCCAUCAGUGCGGAACAAUGUCUGGAGGCCUUUAAGCAGGUGUUUGGGAGCAUGGAGAGUCGUAGAACCUCACAGGUAAAAUACCUGAAAACCUAUCAGCAAGAAGGGGAGAAAAUCUCAGCUUAUGUGCUCCGGCUGGAAACUCUGCUCCGGAGAGCUGUGGAAAAAAGGGCCAUCCCCCGGAACAUUGCUGACCAGGUACGCCUGGAACAGGUCAUGGCUGGAGCCAACCUUAGCAAUGUUCUGUGGUGCAGGCUACGGGAGCUGAAGGAUCAUGGCCCACUACCCACCUUUUUGCAGCUGAUGAAGGUGAUACGUGAGGAAGAAGAAGAAGAGGCCUACUUUGAACACGAGAGCAGGGAGGAGCCCAGAGAAAGGGAGGGCUCUGGCCGAUGGGACAGUUCAAGGAACAACUGAGAGACAUCCCCACUCUGUUCCUGAUCUGGUGGACAUAGGGAUAAUGCUUGACAAGGCUAAUCCCAUUUCAGUGGACUCUUCUUAAAGUGUCGAACUAAAGUCAAACAUUAGGACUGAAGGGUUUUUUGUUUUUUUCUUUGUUGUUGUUGUUGUUGUUGUUUUGUUUUGUUUUGUUUUGAUAGGGUCUCACCUUAUAGCCCAGGCUGGCCUUGAGCUGACAGUCUUCCUGCCUCAGCCUCCCAAGUUUGGAGUUCUGGAAUUAGUGGAAUAUACCACCACUAGAUCUCAUCUCAGUUUUUCUUUCUGAGAAAAAAAAAAAAAAAAAAAAAAAAAAAAAAGACUAAGUUCCUAAACAUACCUAAAACUCCUGAACCUUAGUUUCCCUUAAGACACCAGAGUUGGCCAGACAGCUCAGUUGGUCAAGUUGCUUGCCAGUCUCUUCAGAGGGAGAAAUAAUGUGGGCAGGAGAUAUAAAUUGGCCAGGCAGGAGCUGGAGAGAUGCUUGGCCAUUAACCACACUUGCUAUUUUUUCAGAGGAGUUCAGAUCCCAGCACCCACACAGUGGUUCACAGCUAUCUAUAACUCUUACUUCAGGGGAUCCAACACCUUCUGGUAUCUUUGGGCACUGUGCACAUGUGGCACACAUACAUACAUGCAGGUCAUACACAUAAAAUAAAAACAAAUAACUCUUUAGAAAAGAACCUGGCUAGGUGGUUUCCAGGCAUUCCAAAAGUAUCCCUGGUUCUCUGGUCCAUGAAUGCCACAGGGAGCUCUGAUUUUCUAUUGCCCACUUCCUGAAGGUUACACUUGAGGGUGGGACCUUCAUCCAGACACUAAUCUAUUUGUGGAUAGCUUUAGAAUUAGGUCCAUAGAUUUUUCAUGAUAAAAUGGCUUAUAUCUGUUCCCCAAUUUUAAUCCAUCUCCUAAAUGAUUUCAGGGUUAUCUCAUCAGAGGGGGGAAUUUACAAUAGCCUUGAUCAGGGCUUUUCUGAGUCUCAUUAAGAGAAAACUAUUGCUUUCUGGUCAGAAAAAUGGCAUCUACCUCUUGCCUAGACAAAGACCUACCACUGCAGGCUAACCAAGACAUGAGUUAAUCAAGUUGGGCAGGUCCAUCACCUGGCAAGUGGACUGCCCAUCAGGAAGGCAGAUUCACCUAACUCUAUGCUAAUGAAAUGGGAGGAAUAAUUACCCCUUUAGUGGGGUCAUAUACUUUUCCUUCUCAGAAUCCCUGCUAUCUGUAGUCACUACAGAACCACUAUGAAAUGUAUUUUCGCUUUUUCUUUUCUUUUUUUGUUUUGGCUGCUGGACCAGGCCUAAGUUCACACUCUCUACUACUUUGAGCUAUUUCACUCUCUCCAUGCGGCUGUGUGCUAACCCUGUACCUACUCAUAACUUUCUCUCUUCUUUUUUUCUAUAUCCCUCUUCCAGACAGGUUUGAUUCCCAUAACCCACAGGGUGGAAGGAGAGAACCAAUUCCUGCAAGCUGUCAUACACACACACACACACACACACACACACACACACGCACACACGCACACACGCGCACACACACAAAUACAUGUAAUGUUUUAAAGCCACACCAAGUAGACCAAUGUUUACUCAUACCAUAGAAGGAUAAACUGACCUUAUUUUAAAACAACAACAACUUAAGUGAAACACAUAUAUCCUACUUACUGUGUGCAGCAGUCUACUCUUUAUAGGGUGUGUAUAUGCUUGCAUGCAUGUAUAUGUGUGUGGAGGAGGGGUGGUGCUUGUGGUACACAUCAUAAAGAGAAAGAAGUGAAGGUCAGCUGAGUUGAAUGGUCUCAGCGCCAAAAUGCUCAGAAGUGAUACCAGAACAGAAGCCCAGAACAAAACCUAGGGAAUCCGCCUUCUGCUGUGUGUCACUCAAAUGUGUUUUCUUAGUUCUUUAGAGGAUUGAUUUUAAGCAAGUGUGUUUUAAACUCCUUAAAUCUCAAACACCCAGCAGGUAGUAUCAAGUGUGCUAAUGACCAAGUCUCGGCAUAUCAGUGUUCACCAAGCUUGCUUUUGUUUGCAGGCUGACCCAUGGCUGCAGAACAAAGCUCCCUGCUGGCAAUGGUGUACACAUUCCAACUGUCCUGUACUUGUGCAUAGACGUGAAAAGCUGUAGUGUCUUGUGAGUAUGUGCCAGGUCAAGUGCACUAGGGCACCAUAAACAAACACUGCUUAGUUACAUGCCAGGCAGAGCGCAGGCACACUUAAUGUACAUUGCUGUGUGCUGUUAGCAAGUUGCCUAGUUUCUCUGAACAUCAGUUUCCUUAUCUAAAAAUGGGCGGCCACUAGGAUCAAAUAACAUAACGCAUUUUAAACGCUUUGAGUAACGUUUGGAACUUAGAAACCCCUUGGUACAAGAAGGAUCUUGGUAUUUUUGUGAUAGGUUGGCUCAAUGCAUGUUCUCCUGACUGUUCUUGUUGUAUGGAAACAAGUCAUGAAGUAACAGACUUCUGUUCCAGUCAGGAUGCUCCUUCAGACAGGAAGCAUUUUGGCUCCUUUUGGAAAUAAGUGUGCACUAGCUGGUUGUCCACAUCUGUGGUAAGUAUUCCAGAAGUGGUCGGUGACUGUUAGUCGACUUGACUUUUGAAAUGAUGACUUAUUCUGGGUUGUUGGGUUAGUUUAAGUUUAAUUGAAGAACAAGAAGUUGUAAGAGUGGCAUUUUCUUUUAAAGUCAUCAUCUGUGAUGGUUUAUUUUUGGAAAUAUAUUUCUCAACACCGUCCAGCCACAGUGAUGGGAUUUCUCCCUGACCAUUCUAUCCUGCCUCUGUGUGGCUUUGUGUUCCUGGGAAUAGCUUCAUUGUUACACUUAUCAACAGACUACAGAGUUAAAUGUUACCACUGUGAAGUUACCAAAUAAAUCUGAGUUAGUGAAAUCC